Messenger RNA from Condylostylus longicornis, 646 nucleotides. RefSeq names its product transmembrane protein 258 (gene kud). The record is from RefSeq and is a predicted model, not a curated record. Gene Ontology annotation, biological process: protein N-linked glycosylation. Gene Ontology annotation, cellular component: membrane-bounded organelle. The coding region runs from base 264 to 500 and encodes 78 amino acids. Lineage: Eukaryota; Metazoa; Arthropoda; Insecta; Diptera; Dolichopodidae. The transcript is spliced from 3 exons.
UUUAAGUAUCAAAUUUAAUACAAUAUUUAGAAAGUAUAAAAUUUUAAGCAUUGCGCCUUUUAUUUAAUAAGAGUGAGCGAGUCAAAUACAGUUCUGGUCUUAUAGUCAUUUCGUUUUAAGAGUUUCCUUGGAGUAGCAAAGUAAUAGCUAAGCAAAGUAAAAACCAGUGAUUUUCGGUGAAAAGGCAUAUAAAGCAAAUUAAUUUAGUUCAACAGUAAUAUAAAGAAAAUUUGGGAAAAUAAUUAAAAGGAUAUUUUCGGAAAAUGGAAUCAAUGACUAGAUAUGUAUCACCUAUAAAUCCUGCUGUAUUUCCUCACCUUGCAACAGUUCUUCUUGCUAUUGGAACAUUUUUUACGGCUUGGUUUUUCGUUUAUGAAGUUUCACGUCCAAAAAAUACUAAAGACACCAUAUUUAAGGAGCUCUCUAUAAGUUUAUUCGCAUCAAUUUUCUUAGGUUUUGGUGUGCUAUUUUUAGUUUUGUCAGUUGGAAUAUAUGUUUAAAUUUUAAACAUUAUUUUGAAAAUACAUACACACAAUUUUUUUAGACAGUAAAACUAUAAAAAAAAAAUGUUCAUUCCUAAAAUUAAAUUUUGUAAGGUAUUUUAUAUUUCACCUUCAAAUAUAUGAAAAAACUGAGUGCAAUUUUA